UACAAUUAACCACAACCAUGUUGAAAAUUCUGAAAACUCCACUACUGUUUUUGAUCAUAUUCAAUUGUCUACUUUUGCCGGCACAGUCACUAUCACUAGAAAACCUAACAGUUUCCAGCAACUUUAUACAAAAUUUGUUCAUGGAUGAAGUUCGAAAUAAUUUAAAAUUACUUGAUAUGGACAUGGGAGACAUUGUAAAUGGAUCAAAAUGUAUUCUUCAACUUCAAGAACUAUCAAAAUUUUCCCAAGAAACUUUUAAGUUUUUGGAUUCAUGGGGAAAGUUUCCUACUGGAAUUAUGUCUGGGCACUUGAUUGAUUUUGGAAGUUAUGAUCAGUGUGUAGAGAUUUCAACUGUUUUGAUACCAUCGCAUGGCGUUACAAAUGGAAAAUACUGUUUUGCUUCAUUUCCUGAUUUAUUGAAAAGUUUAAUGAAUUCGGAUAUGGAUUCUAAAGAAGAACCAUCCGAUGUAGAAGAAUAUCAGAUUUUUGGAAAAGCUUUUGAAAAGACUUUUAACCUACAAAUAGGAAUUUGUAUACCGGAAAUAUGCACUCCUGAGUUUAUUAUUCAAAUUUUACAAAAAUCUAUGACCUUUACUGGAUUGUCUGGUCUACUUCCCGAAAUAAAUAUUUCUGAUUGUUCUGUAGCCAAGAAACCUGAUUUCAGAACUAUUGAUAUUAUUGCUAUAACAUUUUUUUCAUUUAUUGGAGUCUUGAUGCUUUUGAGUACACUGUAUGAUUUGGUGACAGCGCAUUUUCGAAGAAAACCUGUACCAUUGCUUAUAUCAUUUUCCGUCAUAACGAAUGCAGAAAAACUGUUUAUGAUCGAUAUCGAAAAAUCACAGAACACUAUUACGUGCUUGCCCGGAAUUCGAGCGCUAUCGAUGUUUUGGAUUAUAUACGGGCACAAUUACUAUCACUACUUUAAACUCAACAUGAUAAAUAUGUCCUAUGCACUAGAGUGGUCUAACAGCUUUCAUUGUAUGGGAGUUUUAAUGGGAACUAUAUUAGUGGAUUCUUUCUUUUUUCUUAGCGGAUUACUUGUGGCUUGGAUAGGAUUUAAAGAAUUGGAUACAAAUAAAGGAAAUCUAAAUAUUGUGUCGAAAUAUCGCCAUCGUUACAUCCGUCUUACACCAGCCCUAGCAGCCCUGGUGCUAUAUUACAUAACAUUAAACAACUACAUUGGAAAUGGCCCUUUAAGGUCGACAUCUAAAGGCUGUGAUAAAAAUUGGUGGCUUACCUUACUCUACGUCCAAAACUACGAUCACUCAGAAAAACUGAGCCAAGUUUGUGUUCCCCAAGCUUGGUACUUGGCGUGUGACUUUCAAUUAUAUAUUUUAUCUCCCUUGGUUCUUAUACCUUUAUGGAAAUGGGGUAAGAAGUUUAUUCCUGUGAUAGUUGUUCUUGCUGUCUUGUCAAUUGGUUGCGUUAUAGCAACUUACUAUGUCAAAGGAUACACCAAUGUUAUUGGACUUGGUAAUCCAAUUGGAAAUGUACCGCCAAUCUAUUCAAGAACACAUGCUAGGUACACACCAUGGCUUGUUGGGAUAGUCCUUGGUUACUUCAUGUACACCAAUCGAAAUAAGACUUUUCAAAUACCAGUGAUUGUUCAACUAAUCGGAUGGAUUGUUUCCCUUGGAACGAUGUUUUUUACCAUCUUUGGCCCUCAUUUUUUCUUAGAAUUUCCAUAUGAUUCAACUGUUGGUAUUGCAGGAGCAACUGAAUCGCUAAAACAUGUUGUUUGGGCAUUAGCCUUAUCAUGGAUUGUUUUUGUUUGUCACUUUGGUUAUGGUGGCUUGGUGAAUUAUUUUCUUUCGCAUCCUUUUUGGCAGCCUUUAGAACGUUUGACUUAUUGUAUGUAUUUGGUUCAUAUGGCUGUACAGGAAAUCAAUUAUAACACAUCAAGAACGGAUGUUUAUUUUUCGGCCUAUACAAUGCUUCUUCAAUUAUGGACUACUCUCGGAUCAACAAUUUUAGCGGCAAUUGUUCUAGUCCUUUCAUUUGAAGCCCCAGCAUUGGCAGUUGAUAAGGCUAUAUUUGGUAAAAAGAAACCAAAGAUCGAUCGCGGUGAUGAUUGAAACGCAUGAACGCUGUGCAGGCGACGCUUGAAUUUCGGUUUUGCAGGGGGUCACAGCAUUAACAAAACUUACCGCCCAAAAGAUACAACAAAUUUAUCAAA
Episyrphus balteatus (marmalade hoverfly) is the source of this 2176-nucleotide messenger RNA. Its product is annotated as nose resistant to fluoxetine protein 6-like. The record is from RefSeq and is a predicted model, not a curated record. Gene Ontology annotation, molecular function: acyltransferase activity, transferring groups other than amino-acyl groups. Lineage: Eukaryota; Metazoa; Arthropoda; Insecta; Diptera; Syrphidae. The transcript is spliced from 9 exons. The coding region runs from base 18 to 2075 and encodes 685 amino acids.